Messenger RNA from Hirsutella rhossiliensis, 729 nucleotides. RefSeq names its product ankyrin repeats (3 copies) domain-containing protein. The transcript is spliced from 2 exons. NCBI's taxonomy places the organism in Eukaryota, Fungi, Ascomycota, Sordariomycetes, Hypocreales, Ophiocordycipitaceae. Bases 1 to 729 code for a protein of 242 amino acids. The record is from RefSeq and is a predicted model, not a curated record. Gene Ontology annotation, molecular function: protein binding.
AUGAUCCAUCGCCCGCCAUGUCCGAUCGAGCCUUCGAUUCGCAUGCGGCGUGCCAUCCACGUCGGGGAUGCCCUCCUCGUCAGGCGUCUGCUCAAGUCGCACCCCUCGCUCCUCCACAACCCAGACGCCUCUCCCAUGGGCCUCUCCAACUCGAAUUUGCAUCUUGCCGCGUCGCUGGGUCACCGAGACAUUUGCGAAACGCUGCUCCGUGCGGGCCACGAGGUCCCGUGCCCGGCCCUCAACGAACACCAUCAGACGGCCCUGAUGCUGGCCGCCAGAGCGGGGCACACCGACGUCGUCCAUCUACUCUGCGAAAAUGACAGAGGCAGCAUCCUCAGGCGAGAUGUCCGCGGUCGCGAUGCCAUCAUGGAGGCCAGCAUAGGCGGCCACGACACCAUCCUGCAGCUUCUGCUCACCUACGCCCCCGCUGGCCCAUACGAGGCUGUGCAGAGGGCCGACGUCGAAGGCAACACGGCCCUGCAUUUCGCCAGCAGCAGUGGAAAUCUUCUGGGCCUCCGCACCCUCCUCGCCGCCGGCGCCGAUGUCGAGAGACGUAACAUCUGGAACUGGACUCCGGCUGCCUACAGCGCCACGGUCCAGGCCGAAGUCUACCUUAAGGGCCUCGUCACCGAGGUUGAGAGACGCCAGCAGCUCAAGAGAGGGGUUGACGCCUCCAAGAGGGGCGGUGCUGUCCGUGUCGUAACAGAUGACGGCGAUGGCGGUGACUGA